Molecule: messenger RNA, 399 nt
Organism: Drosophila suzukii
Lineage: Eukaryota; Metazoa; Arthropoda; Insecta; Diptera; Drosophilidae
Source: RefSeq, a predicted model, not a curated record
AUGUUCCAUUUUAAAUCCACAACAGUUACACCACCAACUUCGACUACCCCCAAGAAUUGUAAUAUUUACUACAGGAAUUAUGAAUGGGCUCUCCAGGAUUGCGUCUGCCGAUGUUUCCAAAAUGGAUGUCUUAUGAAAAUAGAAAACGAUCAGCGAAUAAAAGAUGGCAAAACUCCACUUGUACCCGUUUCGGAGGAUCUUUGUCGAAGCUUUAUCAACAAAAAGUGUAGCGUGGGAUUCCCCGUGGUCGCUGAAUUCCCCAUACCAGCUCCUUGCGGCUGCAAUCGAUUACCAGGAUCAAUCGCCACAGAGCGAUUCUACAGCCUGUGCCACCUGCUUAAAUACUCAUCUGAGAACACAAAACCAUUCCUUACUUAUUCUUAUUGUUGGCCCAUCUAA